AUGAAAGUCUCAUUCUCUCUCAAAGGCAAGGCUACGCCCAAACCAGUGGGAGAAGCACCAUCACUCAAACGCACUGCCGCGUUUGCUGCUCUUGACGACGAUGAACCUGUGGACGCCGCACCGACUGCGACCGGAGGCAAGAGCAAAGUCGCGGCGAACAAGCAGUUCAUUGCGCAGAGCGUGGAGAUGUCGAAGGCGAUGAAGAAGAAACUGGAAGAGGAGAAGAAGGUCGAUUCGACUGUAUUUGAAUAUGACGAAGUGUGGGACAAGAUGCAGGAGGCGAAGCUACGGCAGAAGGAGGCCAAGGAGGCGGAUUCCAAGGAGCGGAAGCCCAAGUACAUUAGUGGGCUACUUUCGUCCGCGGCUACCCGGAGACUCGACCACCUGAGGGCAGAGGAGAAGAUGAUCCAGCGCGAACGCGAACUCGAGGGAGACGAGUUCAAGGACAAGGAGUCAUUCGUCACGCAAGCGUACAAAGAUCAGAUAGCGGAACUCAGACGAGCGGAAGAGGAAGAGCGGAAACGAGAAGAGGAAGAAAAGAAGAAGAAGAGCAAGGAAGUCGGGACUGGCAUGGCGCACUUCUACCGCAAGCUGCUGGAGGAGUCAGAGCAGCAACAUGAGCAAACGGUGGCGGCCGCGGAGUCCAAGCCGAAGAUCGGCCCACAAGGAGGGCCCAACCUCACUAUCACGAAACCCGUGGACUUCACCCCUAAAUCCGACGCCGAGAUCGCGCGUAUGGCGCGUGAGCAAGGGAAAGAGGUCGAGCUGAACGACGACAACCAGAUCGUCGACAAGCGCGAACUUCUCUCUGCUGGCCUGAACCUCUCCGCGCCGAAUACCCGGAAAUUGGGCCUGCAGCUGUCUGACAAGAACAAGAACGCGCAGGAGCACGUGGAGACGCACCGCGCAGUGGGUACUGCUGCAAGCCGGCGGGAGAUCAAUGAACGGCGUGCAAGGGAGGUUCAGAUGCAGAUGGAUGAAGAGAAGCAGAGGAUGCAGUCGGAGAAGGAUCGCCGGGAGGAGGAGGAGAGACAGCGGAUCGUGGCGAAGAGAAACGACGAGGAAUCGGUGAAGAGCGCGAGGGAACGGUAUCUGGAGCGGAAACGACGUCGACUGGAGGAAGCUGCUGCAGGAGGUGAGGCUGGUCAGGCAGAGUCCCAAUAGGCCUGUUUUCUUCGAUCUGCUUUGUUUUGUAUUCUGUUGUAUUAUGCCCGUCUAAUCGCGGAUAUGGG
Messenger RNA from Dichomitus squalens LYAD-421 SS1, 1232 nucleotides. RefSeq lists its product as uncharacterized. NCBI's taxonomy places the organism in Eukaryota, Fungi, Basidiomycota, Agaricomycetes, Polyporales, Polyporaceae. Gene Ontology annotation, biological process: regulation of alternative mRNA splicing, via spliceosome. The transcript is spliced from 3 exons. The coding region runs from base 1 to 1164 and encodes 387 amino acids. The record is from RefSeq and is a predicted model, not a curated record.